CAAAAUUUUCCAGAUAAAUAUGCAUCCAAAAAAAAGAUGUGCUGAUUUAUUUAUUUUUUAAAUUCCAUGCAGCCUUUCUGCAGCUGAGUAGGCUGCUCCUCCAACCGUCUCAAACACGGAUUCCCGGAGGAUGUCAGCGGGGAAAUCCAGAGCACAGAGGCGGGCUGUCCCUGUGACCGCCGGGGCUUCCUCCGUGCUGCUCCCCGGACUCUCUGCUGCUUUUAGCGGGGAACUAAGUUGGUGUUUUAGAGGAGACACAACUGUCGCAGUGCCAGGAAAAGGGGCUCGCGUGCGUGUGUGAGUGCAUGGCACGCGCGCAUCAUGCACUCACACACGCCACGCCCCCUCCUGUCGGGAACACCCUGCCUGCCUCUGAGGCUGGCUGUCAGACGGCGCUGAGGCGCACGCACGGACCGCGGCUGACUCCGCUCCUUCCUGCCUCUGUUCCUUCCCGGCCGCCGUCACCGCCACCAGGUUUCCUGGUCCCGUUUUGGCAGCUUUGACCAGAAGAAGAAACACCAGAACAGCAUCAGAGCUUUCCAAGAGGCUCUGACAAAGGCACAACCCAAGUUUUUUAGAUACUACAGAGACCAUAAUCAUAAUGUAGUCCUUCUGGAGAUCAUUUAUCCAUUAGCUUGGCAGAUUUUUCAGACUGAGUUUACCUGAAGGAGCCAAUGGAGAAAGCUGAGGAGGACCUGAACCUCUCAUUUCUGCUGGAUCAUGAAAGGGAAAUGAUCCUGAAGGUCCUGCAAAAAGAUGAGAAACUACGAAAACAAGAGGAGAAAAGGAUACGGAAGAUGAAGAACGAGCUCUUGGAGAUCAAGCACAAAGGUCCCCGUCGGCCUCAGGAGUCCGGGGACAGGCUGUGUGCUCGCUGCAGUAAAACUUUAGGCCUGAUCUUUGACCGAGGAGAGCUCUGUGAGGAGUGCCAGCAGCGCGUCUGCAGCGAAUGCCGCGCUUUAACCGCCAGCUCGCGCAAGUGGAGAUGCCACGUCUGUGCCAAGAUCCUGGAGCUGAAGGUGGUGAGCGGAGAGUGGUUCCUGGAGGAGCGGUCCAAGCGCUUCGAGCAGAAAGUGAUGAGCAGCGACGUGAUCAAACACACCAUCCUCAACAGCCCGGCCUCCGCGGAUAAGCAGGCAGCGGAAAAGCCUCAGGUCUCCCCGGACCCGGACAAACGGGACAAGUCCAAACCCGGCCGGAGCGCUAUACGCAGCAUUGUGGACGGAGCCAAAAAGAAAGGUCGGAUGAAAGCGGAUAAGAAGGGCGGACGAUCAAACUUGAAGCCGGAGCAUGGAGUCGACGGCGCCAGUGCGAAGUCUGCGUCAGACGGAGAAUCUCAAAGCAGUGGAAGUGUGGGUUCUGCUCAGAGCGCAUAUUCAAACAGGAGCGCCGCGGUUGCCGUGGAAUCCUCAGGUUUGCCUACGGUCCCCAACAACCUGCGCUCCCAAACUCCGACCAAAUCCUCCACUCCCAGUGAAACCCGGAGGCCCGACGGAGCUGAAAGCGUCAGCAGUUUGCAGUCCGGUGACAGCCUGCCCGAGAAAAAGGCAGCCGGCCAUCACAGGAAGAACUCUGGCACCCCGGCCAUUUCUGUGUCGAGGGUCUCUCUGUCAUCAGAUCGCAGCCGCUCUGAGAUGGACCUGUCAGCUUUCGGUUCUGAGCCCAGCGACGAUGCCCUCAACCAAGCGGGGUUUUCUGAUGAGGACGUGGAGGAGGACAUCGAUGCUCUGGUGCCAGCCUACUGCUCAAGUCCCAAACAGUAUCUCAGCAGCGCCGUAUCCACGUCUUCCACUCCCGCCUCGGAGCGAAGAUGGGGCUACCUCAAUGUGCCCGACUCCGAUGCCGAGACUAGCAGCAUUAACAGCAUGACGAGCAUGUACAGCGAGACCGGUGACUAUGGCAACGCCCGGGUGAGCGGCGAAAUCCUCCUGAACAUCAGCUACAGCUACAAAACAGGUGCCCUCAAUGUCCUGGUGAAAGAGUGUCACAACCUGGCAACGGGAGAUGAGAGGAAGCAGCGCACGGAUGCUUAUGUGAAGACUUAUCUACUGCCUGACAAGUCCCGUCAAAGCAAGAGGAAGACCAGCAUCAAGCCCAACACCAUCAACCCCGUCUUCAACGAGAACCUGAGGUAUGUGAUCAGCCACUCCCAGCUGGAGCUGCGGACGCUGCAGGUGUCCGUGUGGCACCACGACCGGUUCGGGUACAACAGCUUUCUGGGAGAAGUGGAGCUCUCCUUCGACUCGUGGGAGUUCGAUUCCCAGAUAGAGGAGUGGUACUCUCUGCAGCCUCGGGUGGACAGCAGCACAGACUCCACAAUGCAUUACAAGGGAGAGUUGACCGUUGUGCUGAAGUACAUCCCGGCGGAGAACAACCUGACUCCUCCUCCAGACCAGGUUCAAGUGAAGAAAGGCUUCCUGAAAGGCAAGAAGACGAGCAGCUUCACUCUGCCUAAAGGAGGGAUGGUGGAGCUGCUGGUCAAAGGAGCCAAAAACCUGACCUCCGUCAAGGCCGGAGGCUAUUCGGACCCGUUUGUCAAGGGGUAUCUCCUUCCUGACAGCAACAAGUCAACCAAGCACAAGACGGCGGUGGAGCGGCGCACCGUGAACCCCCACUGGAACCACACCUUCACCUACUGCGGCCUGCAGCCCGGAGACCUGAACAACAUCUGCCUGGAGCUCACCGUGUGGGACAAAGAAGCUCUGGCCAGCAACGUCUUCCUGGGAGGGGUCAGGCUGGGGGCUGGAACAGGCAAUAGCUACGGGAACGAGGUGGACUGGAUGGACUCGUACGGUGAGGAGCAGCGGGUUUGGCAGCGCAUGAUCGAAAACCCCGAAGUUCCCCACGAGUGCACGCUGUUGCUGCGCUCCAGCAUGCGCAAACGCAACACAUGAGCCCGACCGGAGCACAGGCAGAGAGGAAGACGACCGGAGGGAAGAGGAAAACACAAACGGACAAGAGAGUCUCCCUCUGUAUAGUUUUUCAUUCUCUGGUCCACAACAACCACUCAUGCCUUACUCACUCAUCCAUACGUGCCCCUCUGACUUCCAGUGCAUCCAGUCUUGACCAAGCACGGCUGCUUUUUAAUGGAACAAUGGUGACAAUGAGAUUAAUAAGCACACGUCUGUUCGUGUCUCGUCUGUGAGCCUCUUCUGCAUGUUUCUGCACAUAAAGAAUCAAUAUUUUUACAAUAUAAAAUAACAUUUGCUGAAAAAGCAACAUUCCCUUUAUGUCUGAGUUUAAAGCACAGAUUGAGUUCAGAAGUAACAUGAAGAAGAAAUACAAUUAUCUGUUUUUAGAUGUGGUUCCCACUAUUUUUUAAUACACACCUGUAGACAGUCUUUGUAUUUUAAGGCAAAUCAUUUCACUGUUACCUCAAAUAUUGGCAAGUUUGUUGUGACGUGAAUUUCUUUGAUACACUUUGAGGACCAAAAUGCAGUUUGUUUUAUUAAGUGGAAUUCAAUUUUAGGAUCUGUUUUAUCAAAAAAAAAUAAAGUAAAAUUCUUCUAGUGGUAAAUUAUUAUUGGAUUUUCAAUAAUAUUAUAUGGAAGUUUUCUUUUAUUUUCUCCUUUACCCACAAUUCAAAGUAAUUUCCAAUUACUAAUUGAUAAUUUAAUUUAGAAUUUGAUCAUGGAUUUGCCAUUACUAAAAAUUACUAUUCAAUGUUGCAUUUGGAUAAAAAUCAAAACAAAAAUCAGCUGCAUUUUAAAUGGUCAUUUUUGUACUAUAAUCUAAAUGCAUUUCGAAAUUUACAAUUUAAUAUUUAAAAAAACGAAAUUUCAAGUCUUUGUUUGUUGUUCUAAAUGUAUUUUAAAGUAACCUAAAAUCUGUUGCAUUUUAAUUUGUCAUGGCGUUUUUAUGUCAAAAUGUAAAAGAAAACUGCAAAACGGCGUCCCCUUUUCUUUACCCCUUUGGCGUAAAUCAUUUUCAAAAUGCAUGGCCAAUGUCAACGUAGAAAUGUAAAUUUUUAAAUGCAUUUUCAUUUAAAUAUUGAAAACCCAAUUUAACCCAAUUUAAAAUGCAAUUGACUUGAUUUUAUUCAUAAUUUUAUUUAAAAAAAGUAAUUUUUUAUAUUGAGUUCUAAAUUGCAAAUGCAUUUUGAAAUUGCAUGAAAAAAAUGCAAAUCUUUGAAAAAAAUCAUAAUUUAUGUUUAGUUUGCUUAAUAUUUUAAUCAAUUAAUUCACAAUGUUUAUUAUAGGCAACUUAAUUUAAAAAGAAGAAAACAGAAUAAAAACUACAGGCUGAUUCAUCCUUCAUAAUGAGCCAGACGUUUGUUCUUGCAGGUGGAGCUACGUUAACAAGAACAAAGUUCUUCUAGUCAGGAUCUUUCCUGUUUCAGGGUAGAACCAUGAAGAAGUUCCUUAUUUAAUAUCUCCCAUUGCAGAGCACAGUCUAAAAAAGCACAAAGACAAAAAGAUCACAGAUUUUUUUUUAACUACAAGCUUUAAAGUCAAGAAAGCGAGAGAAAUCUGGAGCUUGUGAGUUCCUCUUUCUUAGUUAACCACACCCCCUUCAAAUAUUUGGCCAAUCACAAAGCAGCUUUGCUGGAGAAACAGGAAGUUUAAGUUGCUUGAACUUUAAAUUUGACAAGAGAUUCCUGCAAAAACAAACUUCUCCCUUCUUGUAGAGCGUGAACCAGCUUUUACUUUUAGCCAAAACGAGUUCUGGUUUACGGUUUUUCAUGAACUUCUUCACUUGAGACAGUUCAUGUUAAUCCUUAGAAAACAUUCAGAAACUUUCUUUUUGUGCCAGUUAAGUUAUAACUGGUCAUGAAGAAGGUGAAAAGCUUCACUAUCAGGAUUUUAUUUAUUUAUUUAUUCAUAAAUAAAUAGUGAGAAAAAUGUUAAAUAAAUAAAUAAAUAAAAAAUGACAUACCCAGGCUAGAAAAUGUGCUGACCUUAUUUAGAACCACUAGAAGACAGAAGAAAAUGUGUGCAGGAUUGUGUGGUGAUUAAAAGCAAAUAUUUUAACUCUCAUUAUUAAGAUUAAUUUAUUUAUCGCCAGAAAUUCCUUCGAACAAACCUUCUAAUGUGCCAUCAGUGAUGAUUAAUAACAAAAUGUUUACAAUUCCCAAAUCUUAAAUCUGAAUUCAGUGUUUCAUCAAAGUUUGCCUUUACACUUUUUGGAUGUUUAUUACUAUUAUUUUUUACUGAAAUAUAAAAGAUGUUUUCCUUUUGUGGACCAGCUUCAGUCCCAGUGAAUUCUACAACAGCACAACAAAACUGUCUGUCAGCACAAAAACAUCAACCUAUUUUACAUAAUAACAAAGCAGAAUAUAAAUGAAUUUAAAGUGUCCCAUAUUUAAAACUAUAGAUAUGAACAAAUAUUUAUGGCUGUUUUAGGUAGUCUGAGCUUGUCUGUAGUCCUAACCUGAUCAUCAUGGUCUGUUUUCCUGUCUGUUCUAUGACGAGUGCGAGGAAUCGACGCACAAUAAGGACGUGGCGUUGAGCGUCUCUCCAUCUCUGCUUACAUGUCACAGUCUCGUCGGAUUUGAACCCUUUAGAUUAGUUUUCGAUGUGAACUUGCAGAACACUGUAUCAGUGUGUUCCUGUGUGAAGAACUGCAUGGAGGAGAGAGGAGAACAAAAGGUAAAGUGUUGAAAUCCUUCCACACCUAGAGGAGAAAGAAAGUGUGUUUGCUGUGUGUUCUCAGAAACGGGGAAACAAGUGAAAUCCCUUCACUUCAGUGGUGGGAGGGGCUUUACCAACCCUCAUCCUGUGAUGGGUUCAAAAAGCUAAAAAACAUGGGAUGCUCCUUUUUGUCCUCCUUGCCUGGGUAACCUGUUUUUUAUGUUGUCAUGGCAACACAUCUUCUGUAUCCAGCAUCUUUUAAGACCCACUCUGAUAAAAAGUGCUAUUUUUCUGAUUAUGGAGGACAUAUAUAAAGAAUAUUUAGAUUAAAAUUGCGGUUUUAUGUAUUUCUUUAUUCGAAUUGUUGUUAAUCAGGAGAAGACAAAAAAAAAUUAUAAUUUGUUACGUAGAAAAUAUCCAGAGUGGGUCACAAGUUCCCUGCUACACUCUGAUGCAUCCACUCAUAGGCAACUGGAUCCAUGAACGUCUAUGUCAGUUUUGUUGCACUGGUGCUGUUGUGAUGAUCUGUAAAGCUAGUGUGUAAACAGAGAGCUCUCAGCAGCAGAGAUGUGAAGGAGGGGACGGCGUUGCUCCACCCCAACAGUCCCGCCUACAACCCAGAGGAAAAAUGUAUUUAAAAAAAAAACUACGAAACUAUGUCCCAAAAAAAAAAACUUUUUUUGUUUUGUUGGCUGAAAACAGCAUAGUCGUGACUUUAAAAAACUACUGGGAACGCUUUGAAAAUAGGAUAAAAGAUGAUCGAGUGGGUCUUUAAGAGUUUGCAUACAUUUCAAUUGAUGCCCCUGUUAUUGUAAAGCAUGCACGUUUCCUUUUGUCUGCUUUUUCUUUCAUUCAACUCUCUUUUAAAGAUUGUUUUUGCUGCAAAUAUGUAAUAAAAUAUUUUAAAAUAAACAUCUUUUCAUGAACGUUUCUUAACUCUGUGACAACUUUUUCACACAUAUCCAGGAUAUAAUUUUUUUUUUCCUCCACAUUUCCUUCCAUCAACAGGUAAAAUGGCAGGUUUCUAUGUGAACAUUUCCAUUGGGAAUUAAGACACUCACAGCCUUUUAAAACGUGUGAGUGACAGUAUAGUUCCGGUAGAAUCCUGAUUCUAGGAAAAAAAAAAGAAAA
This is a messenger RNA of Oryzias melastigma (Indian medaka), 6701 nucleotides long. RefSeq names its product synaptotagmin-like 5 (gene sytl5). Gene Ontology annotation, biological process: exocytosis; intracellular protein transport. The record is from RefSeq and is a predicted model, not a curated record. Lineage: Eukaryota; Metazoa; Chordata; Actinopteri; Beloniformes; Adrianichthyidae. Gene Ontology annotation, molecular function: neurexin family protein binding; small GTPase binding; phospholipid binding. Bases 675 to 2894 code for a protein of 739 amino acids. Gene Ontology annotation, cellular component: exocytic vesicle; plasma membrane. The transcript is spliced from 18 exons.